CCCACCGAGAUGACAAGUUCCUGUUUGUCGGCGUUCAUCUCAUUUAUCCCACUGGUAAUUCAACAACCAUCGUAUCUCUCCAGUCGAUGCCACCCAUCCAUACCUCUACCGUCGUGCUGGAUGAGGUGGUUCAAGUCCCCGAGCUCUCAGACUGCAACUUUCCACUUGCGGCUCGAGACAGUCCACGAGAGGUCCUGCUUCAACAUGUGCGUGAAGCUUAUCUGGUCCCUUAGUCUGCAACACUGCAAUUUUGCAUUGGCUUUGCAUCAGUUGCAUCAGCACUGCCACCCGCUCUAUUGAAUCCUUCGAGUUUUCGGCAAGGAGUUAGCACGUGGGUUGGAUGGAUGGUGGUCAUGUUGGAUGGAUAGGACUGGGAGAGGAACUCUCCGGGAGGCCUCCUCUCUCCUCUCUCUCCCUACACUGUCUCUUUGUCAAGACCGGCCGGGAUUGAGAGUGGGUGAUGUGAGUGACCGUGGUUGAAACAACAGGAAACAGAAGACAGAAAAAUCGCGCGCACACGCGCGGGCGGCUCAACUUCCAGUGUCGGGAUAUGGAGCGGUGGAACGUGAUUGGUUGGGGCUAACUCCGACAUCUCGCUUCGUUCUCGUCAGGGCGUGCGUGCGACUGUGCAAAAGCAGAGGUCCGAACGAAGCGAAGGUGAGGAGACUGGUAGGAUCCAGAUGGCCGAUGGGAGGGUCGCGGAUGUGCCUGGUGGGGUGAGACACCGGCAAAAAGAAAGAUCAACAAUGCCUUUGGGCGCUGACAGAAUGCGAAAGCGAGUUCACAUUGGAAAAAAAAAAAAGACGAUGGCAGAAUUACAUAUCGUGAAGUAUCCUUUGGUGUUGCUCCCUCCAAGGAGUGACAUCGAAAUAAGGUUGUUUCGCCAAGAUUCCGU
Messenger RNA from Neurospora tetraspora, 895 nucleotides. RefSeq lists its product as uncharacterized. Lineage: Eukaryota; Fungi; Ascomycota; Sordariomycetes; Sordariales; Sordariaceae. Bases 10 to 300 code for a protein of 96 amino acids. The transcript has a single exon. The record is from RefSeq and is a predicted model, not a curated record.